AUGGAGCUUGAGGUGAUUGAAGCGGAAAUGGUGUUGCCGACUCACUUGAAGUUUAAGAAGAUUCAAAUGUAUGAAAAGUACCCAAAGGGCCAAGCCAGAGCCAGGUGGAAACAUCUCAAGCAGAUUAUUCAAGCUGAGAAUUACCAAAAUUGUCCACCCGACGAGCCAAAUUAUGUUAACAUUGAGUCACCACCAUCAAUGCAUCCAUGCAAAAGAAUCUGUGAUAUCACUGGCUAUGAGGCGCCUUACUUUGAUCCAAGAACGAAGCUACGUUAUGCUAAUGCAGAAGUCUUCAAGACCAUUAGGUCUCUUCCGAAUGAUUAUGUCCAACGAUGUUUGGCCCUUAGAAAUGCUGCUGUCGUCCUUAGAUAA
Messenger RNA from Striga hermonthica, 372 nucleotides. Lineage: Eukaryota; Viridiplantae; Streptophyta; Magnoliopsida; Lamiales; Orobanchaceae. The record is from the annotation of a GenBank genome assembly.